AUGGGGAUCGUCGGGCUUUUUGUGGUCAAGGGAAACGUUCUCGACCUACCCAACAGCGGGCGAUACAAGCAGCCCAUCCUAGUGGCCAUCGGCGGGACCGCCUUCUUCAUCUUCAUCUUCGUCAUGGUGCUGGGCAGGACUCACGAGCUCGGGCUGGCUUUGGUGGGAGGAGCUGUGUUCCUCUUUGCAGCGCCCCUCGUGUUUUUCACUCAGCAAGUCACCACUGACUUGUCGUAUCCUCACGCCGAGCACGUUUCGUCAGUGGUGGUAACGGCUAUCAUGGAGCUCAUCGUUUCUCUCUGCCCGCUCAUCUCUGUAGCCCUGACGCAUCCUUUCGUGGCCGAGUACGACUCCGAAGACUCGAGCCCUACGGGCUGGAUCUUGUCCUACGGCUCUGCCUUCUGGAUGCUUCUCUUUGGAGCCUCCUUCCUGAUGAUAGUCACGUUGUACAAGGACGACGAGAGGAAAAUUUUCAUCGAUUCUCACCCUCAAGUGAUAGCAAGUCUGACGGAGAAAGUGGCGUCGGACUUGUCGCAAGCAAGAGCCUUCAGCGAGAUGGUGAUCCCGAUGCCGGAGAAGUUUGCAAGAGAGGAGGAAAGGAUGUUCGAGCCCGAGCGACGGGACCCUCGUGACCUGCGAUGGUCUCAACAAGGUGUAUGAGAGUGCGAUGGUUGUGUAUGGCGUCUUCCUUUAUUGUUUCUUGCUCAACGU
Molecule: messenger RNA, 711 nt
Organism: Guillardia theta CCMP2712
Lineage: Eukaryota; Cryptophyceae; Pyrenomonadales; Geminigeraceae
Exons: 5
Coding region: 1-660 (219 amino acids)
Source: RefSeq, a predicted model, not a curated record